GGCCUUACACUAGCAAAAACCAAAGAACUGAACAGCUAAUCGAUUAACUAAGGCAUGAAUUUAGCAUUUUAUAACCAGUGAUUUUUUUUCAAAAAAAAUUUAAUAUUGAAAAUGAUGUGACCGAGGUUAUACAUUUUUGCUUAGGUAUGUUUUCAACCAGCUAAGAAUUAAUUAUUUUACGAGGAUUGCUUAAUAACUAUUUUGUAAAAAGGACACCUUUAUUUUGAAGAAAUAUGACAGGAAGUCUGGAGUAACCCGAUUCAUUUGACACAAAGGCAGUAACCAUGGACGAUUAUCAGACAGAAGAAGAAGAAUCUGCUUUCGUCGUUGAAGAAGUGAGUAAAAUAAUAAAAGAGUCAGUAGAAGCAACCAUAGGAAGAAACACCUACCAGCACAACCGGGUGAACCAGUGGAGCACCAGUGUAGUGGAACAGUGCCUCGGUCAACUCGGCAAGCUGGGAAAGCCCUUCAAAUAUAUUGAAAAAUGGAGCAGGUCUGCAAACAGCCAGUGCAUGCUUCUGGGACAACUCUACUGAUGGAAGCUGUGCAGUGAGAUGGGAGAACAAGUCCAUGUAUUGUAUUGUUAAUGUUUUUGGGCUGGCUAUCUGAACCUACAACAAAAAGUGUUUAAAAUGUGCAGGAUUUUGUGUAUUUUGAGAACCAGCCUGUUAUAUUUGGCCAUGUUGGUUAUAGUUGAACAAACUGUAUGUUAGGAAGUUGAUUAAAACAUGUAAAACUGUA
Monopterus albus (swamp eel) is the source of this 741-nucleotide messenger RNA. It is a transcript of the gene dynlt1b, whose product is annotated as dynein light chain Tctex-type 1b. Gene Ontology annotation, molecular function: dynein intermediate chain binding. Bases 285 to 536 code for a protein of 83 amino acids. The transcript is spliced from 5 exons. Lineage: Eukaryota; Metazoa; Chordata; Actinopteri; Synbranchiformes; Synbranchidae. The record is from RefSeq and is a predicted model, not a curated record. Gene Ontology annotation, biological process: microtubule-based movement. Gene Ontology annotation, cellular component: cytoplasmic dynein complex; cytoplasm.